Messenger RNA from Orcinus orca (killer whale), 1207 nucleotides. It is a transcript of the gene PSMB11, whose product is annotated as proteasome subunit beta 11. The coding region runs from base 130 to 1005 and encodes 291 amino acids. Gene Ontology annotation, molecular function: threonine-type endopeptidase activity. Lineage: Eukaryota; Metazoa; Chordata; Mammalia; Artiodactyla; Delphinidae. The record is from RefSeq and is a predicted model, not a curated record. The transcript has a single exon. Gene Ontology annotation, cellular component: proteasome core complex.
CCACGGAUCACACGCCUUCCCAGCUGGUUCUGGCCGCAGCCCAGCUCCUCCCUGCUCUCUCUCUUCCUCCGCCUGACCCAGCUCACAAAUCCCUGCUUUGUUCCUUCCAACCUUCGCUGGACCCCAGGGAUGGCUCUGCAGGAUGUGUGCAAGUGGCAGGCCCCCGACACCCAAGAAGCCUCACCUCACCUGCCUCAGGCUGGUGGCUGGGCUGUGCCCCAGGGCUGGGACCCUCAAACCUUCCUGCAAAUCCAUGGCCCCAGGCUGGCCCAUGGUACCACGACCCUGGCUUUCCGCUUCCGUCAUGGAGUCAUCGCUGCGGCUGACACGCGGUCCUCCUGUGGUGACUACGUGGCCUGUCCAGCCUCACGCAAGGUCAUCCCUGUGCAUCAGCACCUCCUGGGCACCACCUCUGGCACCUCGGCCGACUGCGCCACAUGGUACCGGGUGCUACAGCGGGAGCUGCGGCUGCGGGCACUGAGGGAGGGUCAGCUGCCCAGCGUGGCCGGCGCCGCCAGACUCUUAUCAGUCAUGAUGUCGCGCUAUCGGGGGCUGGAUCUGUGCGUGGCCACUGCCCUGUGCGGCUGGGACCGUUCCGGCCCUGCCCUCUUCUACGUCUACAGCGACGGCACCUGCCUGCAGGGGGACAUCUUCUCGGUGGGCUCUGGAUCUCCCUAUGCCUAUGGUGUGCUAGAUGGCGGCUACCACUAUGACAUGAGCACCCAGGAAGCCUAUGCCCUGGCCCGCCGUGCUGUGGCCCAUGCCACCCACCGUGAUGCCUACUCGGGGGGCUCCGUGGACCUCUUCCAUGUGCGGGAGAGUGGAUGGGAAUAUGUGUCCCGCAACGAUGCCUGGGUGCUGUACUCGGAACUGCGGAAGCUCCCAGGGCUGGGGCCAGAGCAGGAACAGGAGGAGGAGGCCACCCCGGACAGAGCCGGUGAAGGCGGAGAACCGUCUGUGGCACCAGCCCCGGGGGACUCGAGGAUGCCCGCAGAGGCGCUGUGAGCAGCAGCAGGACCUGGGGGCCCAGCCCCGGGAGUGGGUGGCAGAUGGGGCCGCAGUGGGGGCAGACUCAUGGCGUCUGGCUCCUGCUCUCGUGGGUUGCCGGCUUCAUUUGUUGCAAGUCUCCAUCCCUUUCUCCUCCCGGAGCCAUUGAGGCUCUCUCCGACAUGUUCCUGUUGGCGCCCAAUAGAUUGAUCCAGCCUCC